Messenger RNA from Bufo gargarizans (Asiatic toad), 9020 nucleotides. RefSeq names its product xin actin-binding repeat-containing protein 1-like. The coding region runs from base 326 to 7375 and encodes 2349 amino acids. Gene Ontology annotation, molecular function: actin filament binding. The transcript has 4 exons. The record is from RefSeq and is a predicted model, not a curated record. Gene Ontology annotation, biological process: actin cytoskeleton organization; actin filament organization. Gene Ontology annotation, cellular component: stress fiber; focal adhesion. Lineage: Eukaryota; Metazoa; Chordata; Amphibia; Anura; Bufonidae.
ACAUAGCUCAGCAACCUGAUAAAACAGCUGCCACUUGCUCUCGCCAGACACAGAGGGACACAGGUCCUGCUUGGGACACAGGGAAACUGACAACCCAUUUGGGGACUUUCUACUCAGAAUCUGGAAGGCCUGUUUUCAUAUGAAGAAAGUGGUCACUGAUGUACCAGAGGAAAACGUCACUGGAAAGUCGUAUCAAGGACAAGUAGAUCUUACCCUCCGUGAGGGAAAUAGAUAUUGUGAAGACAGCUGCAGUCUACUGUGGACAAUACAAAACCACGCUGACCAGAAGUCAGAAAAGUGAAGGCGACCUGAUACACCCAAACAGAUGGCAGACAACAUGAAGAAGUUAUCAAAGGAUGCUAUUAGUGAAAAGAAACAUGAGGCUGAAAUACCUUUACCACCUCCUCCCGACACAGCAACUGGAGAACACGAUCAAUGUUUUAUGCCUCCACCUCCACCAAAAGAGUCAUUUUCCAAAUUCUAUGAGCAGAGACAAGUAAAUGAGCUAAAAAGACUUUAUCGCCAUAUGCAUCCAGAGCUAAGAAAGAACUUGGAGCAUGCUGUGUCUAGAGACAUAUCCGAUCUUUUAAGCAAUGACGAGCCAAAUCCACAGGUUGGAGUUAGCCUAGACUCAGGAGAGGUACAGUCCAUGCGUUGGAUCUUUGAAAAUUGGAAUUUGGAUAACAUUGGAGAACACCAGGGUAACCGAAAAUUGACUGAAGAAGAAGCUGUACUUGGUAGCAAUGUUAAAAAUACAUCUUUGCUAUUUCAAGGGCAGAAAUGCAUUGGUGGUGAAAGGUCCUCAUCUGAACUACAUACAGAAGAUCAGACAAAGGGAGAUGUUAAGACAGCAUUGUGGUUAUUUGAAACACAACCACUAGAUUCAUUAAAUAAAAUCUAUUCUGAAGAUGCUGAUGUCCAGCAAGCAGUUUUAAAAGAUCCAGUUGAAAAAGGUGAUGUGAAGGGAACCAAAAUUCUCUUUGAGACACAAUCACUAGAUGAAGUUGGUCGCUGCAAUUCUGUAGAAGAACAUAGCAUUCUUCAGUUGAAAUCUGAAAUACAAGAGCUGAAAGGAGAUGUGAACAAAACAAUCAAAUAUUUUCAGACUGAGCCCUUGUGUGCAAUUAGAGAUAAAACUGGAAAUGUUCAUGAGAUUAAAUCUAUUUGUAGGGAAGAGACUCAAAGCAAUGAUGUAAAAACAGCCAGAUGGUUGUUUGAAACUCAGCCUUUCGACACUAUUCAUAAGGAUGCAUCUAAAGUUCAGGUUAUUAGAGGAAUAUCAUUGGAAGAGAUAGCAAAAGGAGGUGUGAAUGCAAGCAAGUGGAUUUUUGAAACUCAACCCUUAGACACAAUAAAAGAGAAUGUAGACGAGGGAAUGUUUCAACCCUCCGAAGAUGUUGUUCCAGGUGUAGACGUGAGCAAGCAACGCACUAUCUUUGAAAAUCAAACUCUUGACUCCAUAAAUGAUAACACUGACAGUAAAUUUGCAGGCACAGAAGAAAUAUUGCCUGGAGAUGUAAAGUCCACUCUGUGGCUCUUUGAAACACAACCAAUGGAAACUCUUAAAGGCAGUUUAGAAGUCGGGCAUUUAAAAAAGGUUGAGUUAUUAAGUGAGGAAAGAGGAGAAGUUCAACAAAGAAAACACAUUUUUGAGACAUGUUCUCUAGACAAACUUACCAACAAAGAGGAUAUAUCAACUGGACAAUACGUAACAAACACAGAAGGAGUUAUAAAGGGAGACGUGAAGUCAUUCAAAAAUCUAUUCGAAACGCUUCCGCAUGAGAGCACUAGAAACCGUAAAAGUGUUCACGUCUCUAAUCAGGAUGAAAUUAAGCUUGGGAGUGUGAAAGCGAACCAAACUUUGUUUGAAAGCACACCACUUUAUGCCAUAGAAGAUAGUUUGGGUAAUUACCAUGAAGUUACAUCUGUCAGUCGGGAGCAAGUAAUAAGUGGUGAUGUUAAAAAUUACAAGUGGAUGUUUGAAACAAAGCCUUUGGAUCAGUUUAGUGAAAGUAUCCAGAAGGUAGAUGUCAUUAAAGGGAUUACAAAACAAGAAAUUAUGGCUGGUGAUGUUGGAACAGCAAGAUGGAUGUUUGAAACACAACCUAUUGAUGUCAUUCAUCCUGAUAAGAAUGUAAGAGGUGAACAAUGCACGGCUCAAAAGGAAGACUUACAAAGAGGUGAUGUUACCAAAUGUCGAUGGCUCUUUGAGACCCAGCCUAUUGAUGCAUUAUAUGAUAAAUCAGAGAAGAAAAAUGAGAACGAAUGUCCCAUUCAAGGUGAUGUUAACUCAUACACUUGGUUAUUUGAAACUCAACCACUUGAUUCCAUCACAGAUUCUGAAGAGCGCUACAUAACAGUACGUGUUGCUUCAACAGACAAAUUGGAAAGUGUUAAUGUUAAAACAACCAAGCAUUUAUUUGAGACUGAACCAUUAGACAGUCUUUCUUCAACUAAAGAACAGAAGAAAAUGAUAAGAUAUUCUAGUCGUGUUGAAAUCCAAUCAGGUGAAGUUUCCAGGGUGAAAGAGAUUUUUGAAUCAAAGCCAAAUGUGUGUGUCCCAUCACAGAAGACAGAUAUUCCUAUAGAAGGAAAUAUACCAGCUGGUUCAGUAAAUAAAUUCACUUGGCUUUUUGAAAAUUGUCCAAUGGACUCUAUGACAAUUCAUGAAGCUGGAAUUCAAGAAUUAUCUCCUGAAGAGAAUAUAGAAAGUGGAGAUGUUGGAGGAAAAAUAUUUAUUUUUGAAACAUAUUCUUUAGAUCAGAUCCACCAGGAAUCCGAUGAGACAGAAAUAAACAAAGUACAAGAAGCUGUUAAUAGCAGAGACGUAAAGUCCUGCACUAUGCUUUUUGAAACCAAACCAUUGUAUGCAAUCCAGGACAAAGGAGGGAUAUACCAUGAGGUAACAUCAGUAAAGAAGGAAGAAAUUCAAAAGGGGGAUGUGAAUGGAGCAAAAUGGCUGUUUGAAACAAGACCUCUUGAUAUGAUCAAUAAGGAUGAAGAAGUUUUUGUCAUUAGAGCAGUGACACAGGAAGAUAUUGAAAAGGGCUGUGUCAAGGCUGCCCGAUGGAGAUUUGAGACAGAACCAUUGGAUUCCAUCUCUGACGCUGUAAAGCACACAGCUAAAACUGUUGAUGAUGUACAGAAAGGUGAUGUCCAAUUGAAUAGACAACUGUUUGAGUCUCAACAAGUAAACCAGAAGAAGUAUGUUCGAUUAGUGAGUGUCAGCGACGUACAGAAGGGAAAUGUUAGGACAUCUACAUGGCUCUUUGAAAACCAACCAAUUGAUUGCUUGAAAGGAGAAAAUCAAGACCACUGUGGUAUCGUAAAAGUACAAAGAGAAGACAAUCAAAAAGGUGAUGUUAAGAGAUGCACAUGGUUAUUUGAGUCUCAGCCCUUAGACAGCUUGAAAGACACCGAAAGCCCUGCAGCUCCUCAAGCUACAGAAAUGCUUCCCAAAGCCAAUGUGAAGAGUACAACCUGGCUAUUUGAAAGUACACCCCUAGAUAAAUUUGACUUUGAAGACUCAACUAGUGUUGAACAGAAAGAAAUAAAUGUAAAAGACACACUUGAUGCUUUUCUUUCCCAUAAUAUAAUUCAGCAUAAAGGAAUUGCCAUUGAAAACAAUAAUGGUGGACAUGUAAAGAUGAUAAAGUAUCAGUUAUCCACACAGACUGCAACUGAUAUUCAAAAGGAAGAAAUUGUAGGAGGUAACCUGCAAAGAAUCCUAUUACAGCUACUUCACAGAACUGAUGUAGAACCUCAUGGUCUAUUAAUUGAGGAAAACAGCAGUGGACAAAUCAUUGCAACUAAAUUGAACCUUCUGAAUACUGUCAAGUCAACAGAACAGGAGGAAGAAAAUGUCAGAGAUGAUGUGGCCAAAGCCCUUAAAAUAUUGCUAAAUGAAGAUGCUUGUACAAAAACUGGUAUCAUAAUGGAGGAAUCAGAAAGUGGCUCAGUACAAAUUAUUAUCUAUACUCUUUCACUACACUGUAAAUUUAACAUGGCUCAGGAGGAUAUUCUAAAAGGGAAUGUCAAAUCCACAAUUGGAAAUCUACUUGCAUGUCGUAAAGAAAGCAAAUCAAGAAACUCUGUGAAUCUGGAGCAAAAUGAAAAAGGAAAUGUCCAGUUGUUCACAAGCUGCAUUGAAAAAGGUGAUCUUGGAUACUUGAAAAGUCUUCAGGCAGAAUCAGACUUAGAUGCUCUUGCAUAUUCUCAGAGUGGAUGUAUGCAUCAAGAGGAAAAUAAUAAGCAAAGUAAGCAGUCAACUGAUCAAAGUAAAGCAAGUUCAGAAUGUGUGUUUGUUACAUCUACCCCUGUGUUUCACCCAUUAAAAGUUCAUAAGAAUAUGAAAGAAUGUGCUGUGGAUGGAACUAUGAAAGGUCUAGAUACACAGAAAGCUUCAUCUGGGUGCAAAACAGAAAAGAACAUCAAUCUGAGUAAUAACACAGAAAGAAAUGUAACAGUACAGAAAUGCACAGGCACCAAGCAAACAUCUACAGAAAAAAAUACCUCUACACUGAAUACAAAUUCUUGUGUUGUGCCCUUGGGUUCCGACUCUAAUACAUUAGACAACAGCAGCGCCACUAGCACUGAUCUACAAGCAGCUUUGUUGGAUCUCAGACAGGCAACAGCCGAAGCUAUGACCAUCCAAAAACAGGUCCAGUGCAAGAUACAGAACAAUGCUCAAGAAAUACAAGUUACCAACAGAGAAGCAGUAAAAAAUAUAACCCAACCAGUUCAAGCAACACUACAUCAAGAACACGCAAAAGUAAAGCAAACAGCAAGCAUCACGACCAAUGUUAAAGAUACACGCACAUCUUCUGCAAGUCUUCAGAUAUGUACUUCAUCCAACAAAAAGGUCAGUGUUUCUGAGGAGGAUAUGUCUUCAUGUGAGAAUAAAGAAAUCGCUAGAGCAGAAAUUAGCAAUAUUAAAGAUGAUGAUGAGCCCCCCAAACAAGCAAAAAACUAUUUAAAUCCAUUUAGUGAUUGUGACUAUAAGGCACAAAUAGAACAAGAAGAAAGGGAUCAAGAUAUUGUCAGAGGAGAUGUAAAGGCAGCCAUCAGAGCAUUACAGAAUGCUUCGGCAGAACAGAGAGAAAUAGAAAAGGAAGAAGUUGUUAAAGGUAAUUUAGCUUUCACCCUUGAAUCUCUUCAAAAGUCAAAUGUAAAUGUUUCCAAGGGCGACUUUAAAGCAGCUAUGAUAUACAGAAAUGCAGGGCAAUCUUAUGCUACGCGUAAAAGGAAUUCUGAUGUUCAGCACAUAAAAGAUCAGGCUAUAGAAAAGUCAAUGCAGCCAUUUGAUAAUAACUCUCCUCCUUCUCCAGCUCCUGUGACUGAACAAGAAAAGUACCAAGCUCUCAACACACGUAAUGUAGAUGCAACAAAAGAUGACUCUGAAAAGGUGAAUAAUCCUAUGGCAAAUACUCAAGAUUUCAUUGCAAAGGCUUGUGAACAUAUAGUAGAUGAGAACGCUAAUGCCUCCCAAACUGGCCAAAUGCCACAAAGAAAAAAGCCAGCACUACCACCAAAACCAAAGCAUUUGUUACCAGGUGUAUGUCCACCCCCAAGAUACAAACACAAGGCUUCCUUAACAACACCAUCAUCUCCAACUUUUAAACCUUCAACUCCAGCCGAUGAAUUCAGUUUUAAAGGUAUAGCAGAACCAGAUAAUAUGACAAUGCAACACCAGUCUCCAAGUAACAUCCCACAUUCUUGCAAGUAUCCUACAGACAUAAAUCCAGAAUAUGAGAAGUAUAUGAUUCAUCACAAGGAACACAAUUUUUGCAGCAAAGACCAUGUUAUUACCAAUAACAAUCUGGAAGAAAGAGUGAUCAAAGUUGAUCAAAACAAACAAGAUUUAUUAAAUAAAGGCAGUGCUUCUGCAGAUUCUAAGCUAACUACUCAAACAAUGCCAGAAAACUAUCUAAAACACAAUUCAGAACAAGAUGAGCAUAAACAGAUACUAUCUGAAAAUGUAAAAGAUGGAAAAGUGUCAUCUGAUAAGUCAGUAGUUGACGUGACACAAUUAAAAACCAAUGUUAGUAAUGCUGAUAACAAGAAUGUAGUAAUGAGGAUCAAGCGAAAAAAGGAAUCAGAAGAGGCAAGACGCCAACGAUUAUCAAUUCAUAUGGAUGAAAUAAUGAAGGACAAUGUAAAGGCAGCAACGGACAUUUUUGAAAAUUUGAAAAAACAAGAUGAGUUAGAGAAUAUUUUGAAAAAAGUAACAGAAUUGGAAGAAAAGACCAGCACUGUAGAUGUAAAGUCUGUGAGGGGUUUAUUUGAGACUGUUCCAGAUUGGGUGGCAAGCUCAAAAGAAAAGGCUUCCCCUUGUCCUAAGAAAGAACAAAGGCAGUAUGAUGAAAGAUUUGGGCUACAAAAGGAAGAUUCUGAAAGUGUCUCAUCAGUGGAACUUGCCUUUGAGGACCUUGAAAGGGCAAGUGCUGAAAUCAAACAUUUAAAAGAGCAGACCCUGGCAAAAAUUUUAGACAUUGAAGAAACAAUUAAGAAAGCACUUUAUGCUGUUUCCAACUUAAAAUCAGAUUCUGACAUUGUAAGUCUUUCAAGUCUAUUCCGUGAAUCAUUAGGAACAUCUACCAAUACUUCAAAUAACAUUAAAAAAAUUUGUAUUGUUUCUAGUAAAGCAAAACCUGAAAAAACACCACAACUUUUUGAACAAAAGAGCACAGAAGAUGUAAAUCAAGCAAAAACAGAGAACAAGAAAUUAGAACUGGAGAUGACUACUGGUAUUUCUAGUCGACUUUCCCCUACAUCUCCAUCUUUCAUUACCAUAGAAUCUGCAGCCAGAAAAACUUCCCUGGGGAGCAACAGCUCUCUACCUUCAGCUGUAAUUUCAAACCAGAAUGGAGACAUGUCCCAAGAUUUGCAAAGACAAGGUGUUAGUGGUAAAGAGCGGAAUGGGAUUAAUUUAGAUCCUUUCUAUCAGCGGAGUGUAUGUGACAAUGGACAAUCUUUGUCAUCUGAAUCACUUGGACUUCCAGCAGUCUAUGAGCAAAAACUCAACUCACCAUCAAGUCCCAAUUCUCAAAGGCAAAAGAGUGUCUUAGAGUUGAAAACUGGGUUAGAAAGUCCCAAAGUAAUUGGAACAACAAUAGUUACAGAGAAAUAUGAAGAAUCUGAUCAGUAUGGCAACAAAAUCGUAAGGUCCAAGACAUCUACAACAGUUACAAAACAAUCUGACACUCAUAGUUCGUCAACAUUUGAGUUUGUAUCUGCUCCUCCACGUUAUGAGGUGACUGCUUCUCCUAUUCUUAGAAGACAUCUUAUCUCAUCUGUAGACAAUUCAAGUAACAAAGGAAACGAGACUGGUGUGGUAUUUGUCACUUUUGGUAAUUCAAAACCAGCUCAGAAAUGAUGUUUUCAUAAAUUGGGUUCUUCUGUAAUCAGACUAAGUCAAGCAGCACUAUACAGACCAAAAUAAUGAGACAUUGUUAUAAUCUCAAACAUAUCCUAGUUCUUCUCAAUACACUUAUUCCAUGAAUACCUUUUGGUCAAACAUUGUUUUAUAUUCCUCUUAAGCACUAGAUAACGUACAAGUAAUUUAACAAAUUAAAUCUGCUUUAACUACAAUGUAACAGUUUUGGUUACAGUGUCAGAGCAAAAAUUGGAGCCGCAGGGUGGGAUUUUAGAUUUGGUAUAGCAUAUAACGCUGGUCCUCCUCACCAUAAAAAUGCACAUGAGGCCACUUAUGUACAUUUAUUUCAUUUGAGAGAGGAAAAUAACCCUUCUAGCAAUUGAUUACUGUUUCACCCAUGGAAAGCAAAGACUAGGCAUAUUGAAACCCUCUGAAAUCUGCCUAUAGAGGACAGCUAGUAGGUCCCCAUACACAUGAGAUCAUUGGCCGAUUCACCAAAAUUGACGGGUUCAGCAAACUACUAUUCCCAGCAUAACCAUUUAAUUUAUAUUGUUUUCCAUUAGCACUAUAGCACCUCAAUCCUCAAUUAUUUGCCAUCUUUUGCUCUGUAUUCAUUUUAUAUAUUGGGUAUUGACUGCCUCUAAAACUCCAACCUGAUGAUGGGUCAUAUUGGGAGAAUUUUGCCCAUCGAAUGUUUUCAGAGCACAUGCUGGUGUCUUAUAACUGAUUAAUCUUAAAGUCUUGAACAAGAUACAACACUAAUUAUAUUUCUCAGUUAAAGUGGUUGUCUGAGUGUUUAUUACCGCUAAACUAUCCUCAGUAUAGGUCAUCAGUAUCUGAUAGGUUCGGGUCCAACUGCCAGCACUUCUGCCGCUCAGCUGUUUAAAGAGGCUGUGGUACUCCUGUGAGAGAUGCGGCCUCCUCCUAGGUCACUGACGUUAUGUUCAUCAGUCACAUGUCCUAGAUACAGCUGUUUCAUUCAAGUGAAUGGGGCUGAGCAGCAAUCCCAAGAAGCACAGUCUCUAUCCCAUGGGUAGGCAACCUCCGGCAGUCCAGGUGUUGUGAAACUAUACCUCGGAAAUAUAUAAUAGUAGGAUGCACAGUGAAACUAUACCUCCCAGCAUGCACACUUGCUCUGCUCUUCUCAUAUCUCCCUUAGAAAUGAAUUGAGCAUGCUGGGAAUUGUAGUUUCAUAAUAGUUGGAGUGCUGAAGGUUGCUAACCCCUGCUCUAUCCAAUGGAUGGCGUUGUACUUGGUAAGCUAUGAGUAGGCUGCGUGUUUCCAAGCAGCUGUUUGGCAAGGUGCUGGGAGUCAGAUCCCAACCAGUACUGAUGAUGACCUAACCUGAGGAUAACUAUCAGUGUAAAACACUUAAAAUCCUCUUUAAAUCUACCUUAGCCAUUCGAUUUUGUACGCUUUUCUUAACAAGAUCAGAGUAAAGAAUUUUAAAAUAUUAUGAGAUCCUAAUUUAUAUUAUUUAUAAGAUUUCUUCAGUGUUUAUGCAUAGAAUGUGGCAUUUAUAGAAAUAUUACCUUUGUAUAGUAAUUUUUUUCUCAUUAAAUCCUUUUAUAAAUCUUAUACACCACUGUUUGUCACAAAACCUUUGUUUUUCAUGUUGCAUAAUAAAAUACCUAUUUGCAUUAUA